Molecule: messenger RNA, 17933 nt
Organism: Xyrichtys novacula (pearly razorfish)
Lineage: Eukaryota; Metazoa; Chordata; Actinopteri; Labriformes; Labridae
Source: the annotation of a GenBank genome assembly
AUGUUGUUGUGUUUGUGUGAAGGUGGGGGCUCUGCUAUGAAUCAGCGUGAGGACAGAGAGGAGGGAGCCCCUCCCUCUAAAACCACUCUGUGGGGGGAACAUGAGAGCCAGACCAAAGCUCAGAGGUGAGAUGAGGAUCUCCAACUGUCCGUGACUCUUCUCUAUGUCAGAGAUCAGCACUCACUCCACCAUCACUAUUAUUCACACUCAGACCUCUGUCUGUCUGUCUGUCUGUCUGUCUGUCUGUCUGUCUGUCUGUCUGUCUGUCUGUAUGUCUAAGACCUGAAUGGCAGUACAGACCAGACUCUCCAGGACCUGGACCCAGCUGUGUGUCCUUCAAGAGUGACCGGUCUAUGGGUCGAUAUAUGAAUUUCAAAGUUGGACCUCAGUCUGAUCGUCAAAAGUAAUAAUCUAUAACAGCAGCACUCAAACCAGGAAGAUUUUUAGUGUUCUUGUUUCUUCAUCAGUGUUUGUGUUUCUGUCAGAGUCAAACAUGAGAGACCAGACUCUCCUGGACCUGGACCUGGACCCAGCUGUGUGUCCUUAAAGAGUGACUGGUCUAUGGACAGACCUAUUAAUUUCAAAGAAGGAGAUAUUUGUGAUGAGCAAAGGUGAGACUUUCAAACUGAACUUCCUUUUGUUGUGUGUGAAACUUUUCAUCCUAACUGUGGUCAGUGUUUUCUCUGUGAAGGUGAAGAUUUUUCAGGGUUUGUGUUUCUAUCAGGAUCCAACAGCAGUAAACAGGAUCUGAGCCAGAAAGGACUGGACUCUGCAUGUAUCUUCAUGUGUGUCCUGUGUCUGUAGGAGGAUCCAGCAGUGUUUCUACCAGGAUCCUCUAGAUAGACUCUCUCACAUGUAACCCUGUGUCUCCUUAUAUUAUAUCCACUACAUUAGAUUCUGUUUGUUCCACAGUGUUCAGCAGCAGAGAUCAGAGGUUCCCAUUGGUCAGUCUGCCCAGCAGCAUCAAACACAGCUGGACUCCAUAUUUAUGGUAGGUGUAAAUGUACAAACACAGCUCCUACCGAUCAUCAGAGCAGAUACUCAGUAUAUUUGGAGGUUUCUGGAUUGUUUCCUAAUGACUCUGCAAACAUCAUCUCUGCCUGAAUUAUCUUCACACUCACAGUUUGACUGAUUGAAUGAAGCCUCACAUUUAUGACCUGCUCAGAGUCAGAGGUCAGAGGUCAGAGGUCAUGGUGGAUGGUGGUCUGACACAGACGAGAGGAGACCAGAUGCAGCGCAAGAUGGCGGACCCAAAGAUAAAAAACCACAUUUACAAAACGCAAUAAGUUUCCGCAUUACCUCCGAUUGGCGGACCCAAAACAAUUACUUCCGGUGGAAAGGCUUUCUCGUUGGCGGACUUCCGGCGCCGAAAUACUUCAGGUAGUCGGAUUUAGUCGCCGGAUCCUUUUUUUUUUGCUCCGUUCAUUCCAUAAGAAUCGAAUUAAAUUUAUUAUUGAGCUAAAAAUCAAAAUAAAACGUUUAUGUAUUAAUUAUGACUACUGUUUUGUUCUGAUUUAAUUCUGAAGUUUACAGUAAUAUGUAUAUAUAGCCUGAUGUCCUCAUAUUCUGAUAAUUUGUCAGAAUAGGUAAAUGUAUGUAGAAGUUAUCAUCUUACUCAAAUUCUUUUGUAAGAGUUUGCUACAAGUAUGGACUGUUUUAACCUCUCGUUACACAUCAUAUAACAGUGUUUUCUAACUUUUCUCUCCAAUAGCUUUAUUACACAGCACAUCAAUGUUUCUUAACUUCUCUGUGACCUUGUUUCUCCACUCCUAUUAGGACCUCGUUUAAUGUCAACAAUGUUGCCCUGACCCUCACAUAUUUUCUGUUGUUCAUAAUUAUGUUUUAUGAGAGUGCUUAUGUUGCUGCACAAAUUUACUCCCCCCAUCCUUUAGUAACGUUGUGUAACCAGGGACAUAAUUUAUGAAAUGGUGUGCUUCCUGGUGAACCUCUUCAGGAUUGCUUGACUGUGCAAAAUCCAAGUAUACAAUAGUUGUAGAGACACAAGACACAUGAUCUCUUUAAGGUUCAGAAGAGCCAUAUAGCAAAAACAAUUGAAUUGCGAUAUCAUUACAGACUGUGUAAAGAAAUGGGAAAUUGUCAUACAACUGCUUUGAAGAUUUCUUUAAUUUUUUCCAAACAAAAUUGUGAACAGUAAAAAAAUAUAUAUAUAUACAAAAUUCAGCACUGCCGUCGGUGUGGUGGGGGGCUUAAAACACGUUGCCACAGGCCAUCAUCAGCUCUGCUCUGAACCGGGUGAUGCCAUGCUCCUUAAGUGCUUUGAUCAAAAGCUGAAAAACAGUCAAAUAAUGUGAACAAUUGAAGUUAUGCAGUAUGGGUUAAUUGUUGUUCUUGAGCUUUCCAAAUGAAUAAGAACAACCUCUUAACAAUAUCAUCAAUUUUCAAAGCAAGCUAUAUAGUUUGAUCUACUCACCUCUGGGAGCAUGACGUCAAAAACAAAAUCAAGCAGAUGAAUCUCGCCUCUCUUUAUUUUUUUAGAAAUGUUUGUUGCCACCUCAAUGAACCGCAGGAGCUCGAACAUCUAUUGAAGAAAAACACAGAAAGUAAACACCUUUCAAAUGUAACACCCCUGAGAGUAAAAAUACUCAUGAUGGAUGGCAUUUUUACUUACGCGCUGCUCACUCCAACUUAAUGUCCUUAUCUUGAGGUGCUGCUUCAGUCGGAGUGAGGUGGCGGGAUUCCUCCAAAGGAACAUCCGGUUGGAGCGGAGCUUUCCAGAGAGUAGAUCAUCGUGUAAUGUCUAAAACCAAAGAGCAAGAGACAAAAAUGUAAUCAUCUGAAAAGGAAACGGUGGCUUUAACAACUGAUAGUGCAUUCAAAAGCAACCUUGAUCUGUGUCUUAGAAAAGACAGCAUCAAUUCCUCCACUGUCAACAGCAUCCUUGAUCCUGCAGAGAAAUAAGAAAAAGAGCAAGCCCUCAUUUUUUCAUCCUUUGAGCCUCGUAUUUUUGACUGAUACUAUGUUUCCUUGAUAAAUCAUGUUAUACCGAGGAUGCUCAAUGGAGUCCUCGCACCUGCAGUCAAACGGCUCCAUUUCCAUCCCAGCACAAUCCUGAUGCAGCCAGCCCCUGCACGUCUUGCACUGGACCCAUUUGAUCAAUUUUACCUCAGGGUAAAGCAAUCUGAUCAAAUGAGAGACAAACUUAAUAUUAAACAAACACGCUGUCCAAUUGAUUAUACCUCUGCAGCACAUUUGAAUGUAUAAAUAAUUUUCCUGCAUGAUUCAUGCAUUUAAACUAUAUGUAAAAGUGGUCACUUCAUGGAAAAUCACUGAAUAGGCCCCGAUAAUUGCAUUUAUUAAAUUGAGUCUGCAACACACCUCUCUCCUGUGGUGUCCGAUGUCUGGUAGACACAGAAUUGCAUCGACUCUGCCAUGCACAUUCUUCGGACAUCCGAUGCCCUCUGCGUCAUGGUUUCCUUGACAAGUCAAUUUGAAAAGUAACAUCAAUUACCAAAUACAUCGAGACAAUGUUGAUCCAUACAACUGUGUGCAUUUUGAAGGACUCCCACUGAGAUAAUACUGUUUUUAGAAGGCAAUUUUCUAACCUCUUUGUCCUGCUGCUCGGCCUUCCUCUUUAGUCUGAAGACCGGAGUAUGCUUUCCAGCAAUGAGCUCUUGACAUUCUUCGGUCCAGUGGGCGAAGAUUUUCCCACAACUGUAAUGACAAUAUGUCUUUAAGUACAAUAUAUUGAUUGUCUUCCAGUUAAUUAGGGCAUCUAGUUUACUUAAACUGUCUACCUGUUCAAAGAAUUGUUCUCCAGGAGCAACAGGCACCACCAUCGCCGCAAAACAGGCAUGUCAUGCUGAAAUUGUUGUUUGUAUUUCAUUUUAGUGCACAAUACAAAAUACAGCCUUGAGGAUGACACUGCGUGUUGAAAAGUACUUACAACUGAGUAGUCAAACUGUGACUCCAUAACGAUGUACAUGGCAGACUUAAAAAAAAUUAUGAGACAACAUGUGAGAUAACUUUAAAAAAGUCCAUGUUGGAAAGUUAUUCUAGAUACAAUAUUUGUGCAUUACAGCUCGUUAUGACCUACCAUCAACAUGAAGAUUCCACAGUCUGAGCCAAAGUCCUGGCUGGGGAAGCCCUGAUUAAAAUAAUAUAAAAUAAUAUUUUCCUUACCGUUGUUUCGCUGUACAAAUGCGCAUUGUAAGGUGUGUGCUCCUGUAACGACGUCGAUUGAGUUCUUCUUCUUCUGUAAAUUUUGCCGUCAGAAAGUGUAGGUACAUACCGCCACCUACUGUUCUGGCAUCGCAAAGCAGAAGUUCAAAGUUCAUGUUUUGGGUCCGCCAAUCGGAGGUAAUGCGGAAACUUAUUGCGUUUUGUAAAUGUGGUUUUUUAUCUUUGGGUCCGCCAUCUUGGCGCUGCAUCUGGGUACUCUUGACACAGACUCAGACUUUGGCAGCAGAGAGCAGAGUUCACAAACUGAGUCCAGUUUGAGGUUUAAAGAACAGAAAGACUUUGGUUCAUGUCGAUGACAGCUGCUGCUUUCAGCUUCAUUCUAAUAAACACAUCACCUCUAAAGUCACUGCAGACUUUUUCUCCAUGAAACCACACCAGGAGAUUUCUCCAAUGUGAAGGUCAGGUCAUAGAAACUAGAUUUGUAGAAGACAGGACCAUCCACAAAGUCAGUCCUGAAGCAGCAUUGUGAUCCAGUCUCCAUACUGGACUCUGUAGACCAGCAGGCUUUCUGUCUGUCAUAGAUGAUCUGAUGUUCAGUUCUACAAGUUCAAGUUCACAUUUUGUUCUGUUCCAGCUGCUCCAGGAGAACAUGAUGAGCUUUGUAAAGGAGCAGCUGAAGGAGAUCCAGCGAGUUCUGAGUCCAGAUGAACCAGAAUACUUCAAGAGUCCGAGAGAGGAUGAGGAUGAAGAGCAGAGGAGGAGCAGAGAGGCGUUUCUGAAGAUCACUCUGCACCUCCUGAGAAGAAUGAAGCAGGAGGAGCUAGCUGACUGUCUGCAGAGCAGUAAGAGGAUAUGAAGAGAUUUAACAUGAUGGAGACAACAUGGGAGAGGUUUAGAGUUCAGACUCUGCUGUUCAUAAGAUGCACACAUUUGUAUCACAUCUAUGAACUGAGAGAAACUGAUCACAGCUGAUGAGCUGAAGAGAUUUCAGAGAGGAGGGAAAUCAAAUCCAUCCUGAUGUCCUCAAGUGUAAAUUCAUCAGACUGAUUGUAGCUUCAGAUGAUUCAUCACAUUUCUUUUUGUUCAUUCAGGAUCUGCUGCUGCAGAGUGCACACACAAACUCAAGUCCAACCUGAAGGAGAAGUUCCAGUGUGUGUUUGAGGGGAUUGCUAAAGCAGGAAACCCAACCCUGCUGAACCAGAUCUACACAGAGCUCUACAUCACAGAGGGAGGGACUGGAGAGGUCAACGAUGAACAUGAGGUCAGACAGAUUGAAACAGCAUCCAGGAGAGCAGAGCGACCAGAAACAACCAUCAGACAAGGAGACAUCUUUAAAGGCUCACCUGGAAGACAGGAACCAAUCAGAACAGUGAUGACAAAGGGAGUGGCUGGCAUUGGGAAAACCGUCUUAACACAGAAGUUCACUCUGGACUGGGCUGAAGACAAAGACAACCAGGACAUCCACUUCACAUUUCCAUUCACCUUCAGAGAGCUGAAUGUGCUGAAGGAGAAGUUCAGUUUGGUGGAGCUCGUUCAUCACUUCUUCACUGAAACCAAAGAAGCAGGAAUCUGCAGCUUUCAACACUUCAGGGUCGUGUUCAUCUUUGACGGUCUGGAUGAGUGUCGACUUCCCCUGGACUUCCACAACAAUCAGGUCCUGACUGAUGUUACAGAGUCCAGAUCAGUGGAUGUGCUGCUGACAAACCUCAUCAGGGGGAACCUGCUUCCCUCUGCUCGCCUCUGGAUAACCACAAGACCUGCAGCAGCCAAUCAGAUCCCUCCUAAGUGUGUGGACAUGGUGACAGAGGUCAGAGGGUUCACUGACCCUCAGAAGGAGGAGUACUUCAGGAAGAGAUUCAGAGAUGAGGAGCUUGCCAGCAGAAUCAUCUCCCACAUCAAGACAUCCAGAAGUCUCCACAUCAUGUGCCACCUUCCGGUCUUCUGCUGGAUCACUGCUACAGUUCUGGAGGAUCUGCUGAAGACCAGAGAGGGAGGAGAGCUGCCCAAGACCCUGACUCAGAUGUACAUCCACUUCCUGGUGGUUCAGUCCAAAGUGAAGAACAUCAAGUAUGAUGGAGGAGCUGAGACUGACCCUCACUGGAAUAAAAAGAGCAGGAAGAUGAUUAAGUCUCUGGGAAAACUGGCUUUUGAGCAGCUGCAGAAAGGAAACCUGAUCUUCUAUGAAUCAGACCUGACUCAGUGUGGCAUGGAUAUCAGAGCAGCCUCAGUGUACUCAGGAGUGUUCACACAGAUCUUCAGAGAGGAGAGAGGACUGUACCAGGACAAGGUGUUCUGCUUCAUCCAUCUGAGUGUUCAGGAGUUUCUGGCUGCUCUUCAUGUCCACCGGACCUUGACCAACUCUGGAGUCAACCUGAUGGAAGAAGAACAACUAACAACAUCUUCAAUCUCUAAAUUCUUCAGUGUCAAACCAAAACUGGAACAUCUCCAUCAGAGUGCUGUAGACCAGGCCUUACAGAGUCUGAAUGGACACCUGGAUUUAUUUCUACGUUUCCUCAUGGGUCUUUCUCUGCAAACCAAUCAGAAUCUCCUGAGAGGUCUGCUGACACACACAGGAAGUAGUUCACAGACCAAUCAAGAAACAGUCCAGUACAUCAAGAAGAAGAUCAGUGAGGAUCUGUCUGCAGAGAAAAGCAUCAAUCUGUUCCACUGUCUGAAUGAACUGAAUGAUCGUUCUCUAGUGGAGGAGAUCCAACAGUCCCUGAGAUCAGGACGUCUCUCCACAAAGAAACUGUCUCCUGCUCAGUGGUCAGCUCUGGUCUUCAUCUUACUGUCAUCAGAAAAAGAUCUGGACGUGUUUGACCUGAAGAAAUACUCUGCUUCAGAGGAGGGUCUUCUGAGGCUGCUGCCAGUGGUCAAAACCUCCAACAAAGCUCUGUAGGUGGACACAUGAGAGAUGAAACAUUAUUGUUCAUGAGAGAUGAAACUUUGUGUCUGUGCUAAUCACUGAUUCUUCUUCAGGCUGAGUGGGUGUAACCUGUCAGAGAGAAGCUGUGAAGCUCUGUCCUCGGUCCUCAGCUCCCAGUCCUCCAGUCUGAGAGAGCUGGACCUGAGUGACAAUGACCUGCAGGAUUCAGGAAUGAAGCUGCUGUCUGCUGGACUGAAGAGUCCUCACUGUAUACUGGAAACUCUCAGGUCUGUGUGAAGUUAAAUAUUAAAAUUAAAUCUGUAUGGGAUUUAAAAAAAAACAACAGAACACCAAGAAACUGAUAAAUAUUUUACUUUGAGGAAGGACAAGUUUGAAUAGUGAAAGUCAGUCCAUUUUUUUAAGGAUUGCCAUUUAACACCAUUAAAAGAUGAAAACACAAAAAAAGAAACAAACACUUUAAUUAAAGAUGAAUUAAGCGUUUUAAAUAACAGUACAACUGUAAUUAACCAUGAAUAAAGACUUUUUUUAACUUUCCUAUUUUUUUAGGUUUACUGGAUGUUACCUGUCAGAGAGAAGCUGUGAAGCUCUGUCCUCAGUCCUCAGCUCCCAGUCCUCCAGUCUGAGAGAGCUGGACCUGAGUCACAAUGACCUGCAGGAUUCAGGAGUGAAGCUGCUUUCUGCUGGACUGAAGAGUCCUCACUGUAAACUGGAAACUCUCAGGUCUCUGUGAAGUUAAAUAUUAAAAUUUAAUUGGUAUGGGAUUUAAAAAACAAAAUAUCCAGAAACUGAUAAAUAUUUUACUUUGAGGAAGGACAAGUUUAAAUAGAGAAAGUCAGUCUAUUUAUGUAAGAUUGCCAUUUAACACCAUUAAAAGAUGAAAACACAAAAAAAGAAACAAACAAUUUAAUUGAAGAUGAAUUAAGCCUUUUAAAUAACAGUAAAACUGUAAUUUAACAUGAAUAAAGUUUUUUUUUUAUCUUCCUAUUUUUUAGGAUUACUGGAUGUAACCUGUCAGAGAGAAGCUGUGAAGCUCUGUCCACAGUCAUCAGCUCCCAGUCCUCCAGUCUGAGAGAGCUGGACCUGAGUCACAAUGACCUGCAGGAUUCAGGAGUGAAUUUGCUGUCUGCUGGACUGGAGAGUCCUCACUGUAAACUGGGAACUCUCAGGUCUGUAUCAGGUUAAACAUAAAAGUUUACUCUGUCAGUGUUCAAAAACACAGAAACAUAAGCACCGUUACAAGAGAGAGCUUCUUACUGCUUUUUUAUUGUAAUAUUAGUCGGGCCAAGUGAAGAGAGAAUAUUAAUUCAGUCAGAUCUUGUUAAGAUAAUUAAUGAAAAGUAAUGAGAGAGAAUUUUUUUAAAGAUUAUGAUAUGUUUGAAAAAGAAGCAACGCAUCUACUUCCUUUAAUGAUCAAUGCAACAAAAGACCUUAUUUUACUCAAAUAUCUUCAGGUUUACUGGAUGUAACCUGUCAGAGAGAAGCUGUGAAGCUCUGUCCUCAGUCCUCAGCUCCCAGUCCUCCAGUCUGAGAGAGCUGGACCUGAGUAACAAUGACCUGCAGGAUUCAGGAGUGAAGCUGCUGUCUGAUGGACUGAAGAGUCCCCACUGUACACUGGAAACUCUCAGGUCAGUAUAAGGUUGAACAUAAAACGUUUCUCUGUCAGAUCACAAGACCACAGAAACAAAAGCAUCAAUAAAACGGAGAGCAACUUAUGAUCUUGUGAUAAAUUUGGUCAAGUCAAGGGAGUUAACUAAUUCAAUCGGAUCUGGUUCGAAUGACUUGAUUUAAACUGAUGAAAAUGAAAAUGAAAAAAGCAAUUUAUGAUAUUAUAGAAGAAAAGAAACAUCCAUGAGUUUUGAUUAUAAGUGAAACAAAAGAGCUUAUUUGUUCAAAAUUCUUCAUGUCUGUUCAGGUUGAGUGGAUGUAACCUGUCAGAAGAAAGCUGUGAAGCUCUGUCCUCAGUCCUCAGCUCCCAGUCCUCCAGUCUGAGAGAGCUGGACCUGAGUGACAAUGACCUGCAGGAUUCAGGAGUGAAGCUGCUGUCUGCUGAACUGAAGAAUCUUCACUGUAAACUGGAAACUCUCAGGUCUGUGUUAAGUUAAAUAUUGAUAUUUAAUCUUUAAGAGAUGAAAAAAAAGAAAAUAAAACUAAAUGAGAUAUAAAUUGAGCAACUGAUAAUCAUUUCAGUUUUAGGAAGGAUAAAAGUGAGCAGUUAAAGUCAGUCCUUUUUUUAUGUUGGCUGUUUCAUAACAUUAGGGGAUGGACACAAAAAUAAUAAAAUGCUGCACUGAAGAGUAAAAAUAGCCUUUAAAUAACAUUAAAACUUGUAUUAAGCUCAUAAAAAAAGGAAUAUAUUUUUCAAUAUCAUCCUAUUUCUUUAGGUUUACUAGAUGUAACCUGUCAGAGAGAAGCUGUGAAGCUCUGUCCUCAGUCCUCAGCUCCCAGUCCUCCAGUCUGAGAGAGCUGGACCUGAGUCACAAUGACCUGCAGGAUUCAGGAGUGAAGCUGCUGUCUGAGGGACUGGAGAGUCCUUACUGUAAACUGGAAACUCUCGGGUCUGUAUCAGGUUGAACAUAAAACUUUACUCUGUCAGUGUUCAAAACCACAGAAACAAAAGCAUCUAUAAAACAGAGAGCUACUUACUGCUCUUUUAUUAUAAGUGGGUUCAAGUGGAGAGACAUUAUUAAUUCAGUCAGAUCUUGUUAAGAUGAUUAAAAGUAAUGAGAGAUUUUUGUUAAAGAUUAUGAAAUGUUUGAAAAAGAAGCAACGCAUCUACUACAUUUAACAAUCACUGAAACAAAAUACCUUAUUUAUACCUGAGGCUGCUGCCAGUGGUCAAAGCCUCCAACAAAGCUCUGUAGGUGGACACAUGAGAGAUGAAACAUUAUUGUUCAUAAGAGAUGAAACUUUGUGUCUGUGCUAAUCACUGAAUCUUCUUUAGGUUUACUAGAUGUAACCUGUCAGAGAGAAGCUGUGAAGCUCUGUCCUCAGUCCUCAGCUCCCAGUCCUCCAGUCUGAGAGAGCUGGACCUGAGUAACAAUGACCUGCAGGAUUCAGGGGUGAAGCUGCUGUCUGCUGGACUGACGAGUCCUCACUGGAAACUGGGAACUCUCAGGUCAGGUUUCUGCUGAUUGAUUUUUGUAGCUGUUUGAAUUAAAUUGUCUAAAGUUGGUACAUUUUUCCUUGUUUCAUAUUUUUUAUGACUCCAGGUUAUCAGGCUGUCUAAUCACAGAAGAAGGUUGUGCUUCUGUGGCCUCAGCUCUGAGCUCCAACCCCUCACACCUAAGAGAGCUGGACCUGAGUUACAAUCAUCCAGGAGACUCAGGAGUAAAACUGCUUCGUGCUGGACUGAAGGAUCCUCUAUGGAGACUGGAUACACUGAGGUAUAACCAGACAGUUACUGGGUCACAGACAACUACAGAUAUAUUUGGUUUCUUCUUCCUGAGGUCUUCACUUAGCAGGUCAUGAUUGUGGACCAUCUUUCUGACUCUUGGAUGUGAACAGUUUUAUCCUGGAUAGUAGUUGUGAUGCUCACUAGUUCUCAGCCUCCCUCCUUCCUCUUAAUGUAGACCCUCAGGGUUCUGGAUUUAGGGUGAAAACCUCCAUUUGAGUAUUUUGAGGAGUUUUCUUGUCUUAGUAAAGUAUUUUUAAUUGAAAAAGUUAUUGUAUUAUUAAAACAGGAAUUCAUAAAGUGGUUUCCAAAUUCAUGAGUUCAUCCAUAAACAAAUCCAGGAAUUAUAAAAAGAGCCUACAAAUGAAUCUGUACAAAAGUUUAUUUUUUAACCCUCGGUUCCUUUUAAUUUUAAGCUCCAUGCAGCCUACUUUGUCUCCAAAACAGAUAAGUGUUGAUUAAAUAAUCAUUUUUAAACUUUUUUUUUACUACUUUUUAUGCUAGUUUUUGUGUGCCAUAUCACUGCUUUUUUUAAUGGUAAAAAACACAAAAUUGCCAUAUUUCCCAUAUAAAAUGACCCAGAUGAAAACUUUUUUUUAUAUAUAAAUAAAAAGAGUCUGGGCCAUGUCAAUGAUGAGAAGUAAAACUGAUUUUGGUGCAUAUAAAUUCUUUUUGUGGUGCCAAUUUUUCAUAUCUGGAGCUCCAUCCAGCCUACUUUGCAGCAGAAAAACACGCCAUUUUCACCUCCUUUUCUUGAGCCCCAUCCUCUACCAAAUCAAAUGAAUCAAAUUCAUUUGUUCAUGUUAAAUUAAUUUUAUAUAUCGGCAUAUAAAAUCAGAAGAUAUAUAUAAAAUAGGAAUAAUUUACAAGUGGUUAUCCACCUCUAGCCAAAAUAUGACCAUGAUUACUCUGAUUGCACGCAUAUAAAAAAUAAUAUAUAGAAAUAAUAAUAUAUCUCAAAAUUAUAUAUUGAGAUGUGCAUAUUUGAGAUGUGAUAUCUUCUCACCUAAUGAUCUGAAGGACCUGUUCAUCCUCGUGCAUGUCCAUCUACUUGCUCUGAAGUGAGGGCAAAGUUGAAAUUGUCUAAAUGUCCCCCUCUCUUUGUCCCACACUGCAGAACUUGGACGUCAGAUUUUUGACUGUAAAAACUCUGCUCAUGUCCGGUUAUAAACAUGGACGCAGAUUCUCCUUACCGUGGUGGAGGAGUUUGCGUGCUCUAAUAAACCUAGGGGCUAUGCUGUCCGGGGCUUUUUGCCCCUGGUUAUGUUAUGUUAUGUUUUUUAUGGAUCCCCAUUAGUCUUCACUUUGUGAAGACUAUUCUUCCUGGGGUCCUCCACUCAUGCAUACAGUCAACUAAAAUAAAAAAAAAUAAAAUAAAAAAUCCAUAUGAUUUCAUGGCAUUAUACAGUAAAAUAAAGCAAACAAAAUACAAAAGUACAAAUCAUACAAUCUGGUCUAAGCAUUAAAUAAUUAUAAAGCAAUUAUAGAAAAUUAUGCGCAAACAAAAUACAAAAAAAUACAUUUGAAAUUUACAUUACUCAAAUAUACUAAUAUAAGUCCUUCCAAAGUAUAGUUGAAAUUUCUAACUGAACACCACUUCUUUGUCUUUAAUAGCUUCUUUUAGUUUCUUUUUGAAUCUCCAUUUAUUGUCUAUUUUAGUUAUAUUUGUUGGAAGCCUAUUCCAGUGGGUUACUGCUCUAUACAUUACUGUACUCUUGAGAGCGUCAAUUCUUGGUCGAGGUAAAGUGAAGUGGUCACCCAUGGCAUGACUAGUAGCAUGGCCAUGUCUAGUAUUUGUAGAUUCUAGUUGUAGCUGUAUAUAUUUUGGUUUUCCAAAAUGAUAUAUAUUAAACAGAAAUACCAGCAGACUACAUGCCAGUCUAUGGUCCACUCUCAUCCAAGAUAACUGUCUGUGCAUCCACUCAACAAUAGUCCUCCCUGUGCAGUGGAGGGCCAGACGGGCUGCUCGGUUUUGAAUGAUCUGCAAUUUAUGUAAGUCUUGUUUUGAUGCGCUUGAACAAACUGCUGGGCAAUAAUCAUCAAGAUAGAACUAAAGAUUGUAGUACAUGUUUAACUGUUGAGGCAGACAACAAGUGUGCAGCCUUUCUUAUCAUUGAGAUAGUGCCACUCAUUUUUGACACCAUUUUAUCAAUAUGUGAUGACCAGGAAAGUGUUUCCUCAAUGAUCACAUCUGACAGUUUGGCCUCUUUAACUUGUUCAAUAGUAGCACCUUGUGUAGCAAGAUUCAGUAGAGUAGAUCUCAGUGUAUAACUGGAACCCAGCAUCAAACUCUUUGUUUCUAAAACAUUCAGCUUCAACCUAUUUUCACUAACCCAGUUAAAGACUAACAUCAACUCAUCAUGCAGCAAUGUGUUAACUAAAUCAGCGUUUUCCCUGGAUACAUACAUUGUAGUGUCAUCGGCAUAUAUUUCCAUGCGUGCACUCCUUAGUACAUGUGGUAAAUCAUUAACAUAAAUUGAGUACAAUAACGGGCCUAGGCAACUCCCCUGGGUUAUACCACAUUCAAGGGUCACCAUAUCUGAAACUGUACCAUUAAACACUACACAUUGUUGCCUCUUUGACAAAUAACUUUCCAUUAACCUAAUAGCACCAUCUUCAAAAUGAUAUGCUGAUAACUUCUUUAAUAACAACUCAUGAUCAAUUAUAUCAAAUGCUGCACUUAAGUCCAAGAGCACAACACCCACCAUUGACUUUUCAUCAAUAUCUCUUAACCAGUUCUCUGUUAGCGAUGUUAGUGCUGUGCUUGUGGAAUGGCCAGCUCUAUAUGCAUGCUGACACUCAGUGAUGGUGUUAUUUGCUUCUAAGUAGCAUUGAAUCUGUUCAUACAUUAUUUUUUCUGUCAAUUUACUUAAUACAGGUAGUAUACUCACAAGCCUACUAUUCGGACCAGCAAAUGCCUCUCCACAGUUUUUUGGCAUUAGAGUGACCUUUGCAAUCUUCCACAUCUGUGGAAACACUCCCGUUUCAAAACUUAAAUUCAAAAUAUGACAUAUAGGUGCUACAAUAAACUUGGCUGCAAUACACAGCAGCCUACCAUCCAAAUUAUUAGCUCCACAUGAUUUAUCUCUUUUAAUUGAUAGCAAAAACCUCCCGAGUUCCUCUAGUCCUAUUCUCUUAAAUUGAAAACUACACACCUUAUCCUUCAUAAUCUUAUUUCUUAUAACAGAAUCCACACAUAUAAUGACAUCCAGUAGGCCUGUCAUCUGACCUCUAAUUGUAUUGACUUUAUUGAUGAAAAAAAUAUUAAAAUAAUUCGCAAUGUAAUGAGACAACUGCUUUCUGCUAUCCACCUUGAAUUCACCCCUCAAAGGAAUGCAGGCUCCCCUGGUUUGGACAGGAAAUGGGGGAGUAACGGUUUGCACACCAAGUUCCCAUUUACGACCCAAGAAACCAUUGGGGAGGUGAUAGUGAAUCUUUAAUGCUUCCCAAAAGGACAAGUUGCUUAUCAACCACACAGACCCAUAAACACGGAGCCUUUCUCCCUGGCUGGGAAAGAUCAGAAUUGACACUUCAGGAUUAACCCAUCGACCUAAAAGGAAAACAAAGCAUUUGGCGCCAAGUCUGAAAAACCAGAUACCUGCCAUAAAAUCUCCAUGGCUUUCUUUACUGAGCAGAAGGAAGAGGAUGCCUGAAAAUGGUUUAACUUCAUGUUUAAUGGACAUGUCACCAGAAUUGUCUGUCUGCACACCACAUUCUUAAUGAAAUGGUCUUUUUCCCAAUUUUGUAGCAUAUCCACAAGCCAAACUGUUAACUUCACAAAUUUAUUCCAGGUUUUCCAUGGAUCAAGAGCUCCUCCUAGUGGUGAUGCCUGAAUAUGGUUUGAUCAGAGCCAAAUGGCAGGAAUCUAAUCACGUGUAUUUCUUUCCUUUUGUUUUACACUUCGUAGCUUAGUAAAUGGUAUUCCCAAGAUAGGCUAGUAGUUUAGAAGUAGUAACGUGAAACUCGUUUAGACUCAAGUUAAGAGUUUCUGAAUGUAUCCAUACUAUGUUUUGUCUACCUCACACAAAUCUAUAUUAAUCAUCUAUGAAGCUUGAUUGACAAGGUUAUAGUGUUGUCAAAUAUUAUUACGUAUGUGUUUCUUAUGCUGGAUGGUGUUUCUGUUCGAAUAGAUAAUUUGUUUUCUGUCCCUCUCUAACUUUUAAAAGUCAUUAAUCCUCUGUCAGUGUCAAGAAGACGGCUGAUCAAAGUUUACUGUUUUCAAUGUCAUGUUUUAAUGCAUCUGCUCAUAAGAAACAAUGAAGUGAAAUGUGAUCGUAUGUGAUGUUACCAACAGUUUAAUCAUAGUGAGUGAGUAAACUAGAUCUAGCUCGCUUUUAAUAUCAAGUUGAGUUAAUUCGCUGCCAGUCGAUGUGCUGCAUCGGGUUACAGCAUUGGCUGUAACUUUCCUCUUGGCUCACGCCCACACGGGACUGUUUAAAAGAGCCCGGGAGUCUUUGCUCGCUCUUCAGUUUUUGUCUCUUCCGUUUUUGUCUCUUCCGUUUUUCCUCUUCGUUUAGUUUUCUUUGUCUCUGUCUAUAGUUCGCAAUUUUCCCCGCGUUUUAUUAAUUGCCUUAAGCUCAGAUUUUUCUUCUAAACUUGGAUGAAACAUUCCCAAGUCCCUUUAAAGCCUCAGUAACAAGCUGCGCGCAUAAGAUAACCUCAGUCUAAGUCUUUUUAUUUAUUUUUGUUCGCUAAAGUGACUCCUGAAGAUAAUAUCGGCUGGCCAGCGAAAUUAUUUUCUUAAGUUAUUGGCGCGAAUUAAUCUGCAACCAAGCAAGUCCUGAACGCCGACCAGCAUCAUCUGCCAAGCUGCUUUGCCACCCGGUUCCGAGAGGCCCAGAAAUCCGAAGUAUCUAACGGCGCUGACACGGUCCUGAAGCUGAGAUCCAGACACGGCGGAAGAACUCCCCGCCGAACCUUCAGAGCGGAUCAGAGCGGCGUCAGCAGUGAUGCAGACGCUUAACCGAUCAGUCGUGGGGAAGAAUGAGCUCAGCCGUAAGGCGAAACUCUCGAUUACCGGUAGAUCUACGUGCAGACUCUCACCUAUGGCCAUGAACUGUGGGUACUGACCGAAAGAACAAGGUCGUGGAUACAAGUGGCCGAAAUGGGUUUCCUUCGCAGGGUGGCCAGGCUCAGCCUCAGAAAUAGGCUAAGGAGCUCGGACACUCAGGAGGUGCUCAGAGUAGAACCGCUGCUCCUCCACGUCGAGAGGAGUCAGCUGAGGUGGCUCGGGCAUCUGGUUCGUAUGCCUUCUGGACGCCUCCCUUUAGAGGUGUUCCAGACAUGUCCCACCAGGAGGAGACCCCGUGGCCGGCCCAGGACCAGGAGGAGGGAUUAUAUCUCUCACCUGACCUGGGAGCGCCUGGGAAUCCCCCCGGAGGAGCUUGCGGAAGUGGCUGGGAUGAGGGCCAUCUGGGCUUCCCUCCUGAAGCUGCUGCCCCCGUGACCCGGACCCGGAUGUAGUGGAAGAAAACAAUGACAACUACGCACACACACAGGAGCACACAAACUUUUCCUUACACACAUAUCCCACUCUUGGGCAUCCAUAUCUAGUGUCAUGUAAAGUUUCCUUCAUUUCUGAUGAUGUUUAGUGGAUGAAUCUUCAAACACUCUAAGUCCAUGAAUGAAGACUUGCGUGCGCGGCACUGAAGGGGUUAAAAUGAUGUGCAGCUCAAUCUGUUGUCUCACUGUGGGAAAGUCAAAUUUAGAGCCCUGCUGAUCGACUGACUGCAAAAAAAAGGUUAUAUGUUGUUUUGGUGCCAUAAACACACGGUCAAAAAACACGUUUUUAAUGGAAGUCUAUUGGCCGAUUUGUGGACAAAGGAGGGUGGGUGGAGCUAAAAUGUGGCGACAGAGAACUACAGGUGACACCAAGUUUUUAUUAAUAUGAAGAAAAAUAAGAACUCUCACCAAAUUUGAUGCUCCAAUCUUUAAAAAUGUGACUGUCAGCUCAAAAUAAAGAUGAAAAAAAAAGACAAAUGUCCUCAAAACGGACAGAGGAGGAACCAGCGGUUAAAAAAACAUGAAUGUAUUCCCUUAUCAAUAGUUUAAAAAUCAGUCUGAAAAUGAAGUUUUAAAAAAGAGAAAUAAAUAAGUGAAUUGACAAACUGAAGUAAGAAUACAGCUUUUAAUCAGACAUUUAAAGGACAAUUCCUCUUUUUAUUUCCAUUUCCUGUCUGCUUUUCCUUUUCCUGUUAGCUAAUCGAUUAUCAAAGUCAUUUAUCUCUCCGUUCCUCCUCUCCAUUUUUCCCUCCCUCACACUUUGGGCCUUGAGCUGGUAAAACCAGGUAAAAAAAUUCAGAUGAGCCAUGAAACAAGCUCUCUGAUUGGUUAUAACCUGGCCUAUUACAUGCAGAUGUCUGCAGGGAGGUGAAGAUGAUGGAGGAUGAGGAAGAAUAGACCUUACCCAGUGUUCCAGGUGGAAAGAGGUCCAAACCUGGAUAUUGUGACUCUGUGGUCAUUUCACAGCUCCCUGAUUGAUGAACAGACACACAGACUAAAAACAGAGAUGAUCAGGAGAGAGAUGGGCUCAUAUUUGAAGUUAUAAACACAUUUGACAGUCCUUUAGCCCACGUCAGAACUCAGAGAAGAUGCUUUAUUACACCUGAUGUUACAAGAUGAAGGUUCACAUCUAGUUGAAUGAUCAGAGCAGAACAACAUUCAGAUCUCCUCCAGAUCCUUUAUUUCAUUCAUCCAUACAGACCAGGAUCAACUCUCCUGGCUGACAUGGGAAGGAACUCUGCUUCAUGUUGGACAGCAGGUAGGACUCAUGUUGGACACUCAAUCAUUCUGACUGUGUUUCUUCCUCCAGGGUGGACCAUGGUGGAGAGCAGAGGUUAAAACCUGGUGUGAAGAAGUGUAAGUGUUGAAUCAGUUUGACUCCUGAUGACCAAACAGCAGACUGUCAGCUAACAAAGAAGAAAGCCUUCAGGUGUGUCUGAUGAUAACCUGCUGCUGUGUUGUGUCUUUUUCUCUCUGUCAGAUUUCUGUGAACUCACACUGAACUCAAACACAGUAAACGGACGCCUCAGACUGUCUGAAAACAACAGGAAGGUGACACGUGUGGAAGAGGAUCAGUCAUAUCCUGAUCAUCCAGACAGAUUUGACGUCUGGCCUCAGCUUCUGUGUAGAGAUGGUCUGACUGGUCGCUGUUACUGGGAGGUCACGAGGAAAGGAGAGGUUGAUAUAUCAGUGAGUUACAGAGGAAUCAGAAGGAAAGGAAAGAGUGUUUACUGUGUGUUUGGAUCUAAUGAUCAGUCCUGGAGUCUGAUCUGCUCUGAUGAAGGUUACUCUGUCCGUCACAAUAACAGAGAAACAGACCUCCGUCUCCCCUCGUCCUCUGUCUCUAACAGAGUAGCAGCGUAUGUGGACUGUCCUGCUGGCACUCUGUCCUUCUACAGCAUCUCCUCUGACAUACUGAUCCACCUCCACACCUUCAACACCACCUUCACUCAACCUCUCUAUCCUGGGUUUGGGUUCUGUUCUGGUUCCUCAGUGAGUUUGUGUUCUGAGUAG